This is a messenger RNA of Suncus etruscus (white-toothed pygmy shrew), 1620 nucleotides long. RefSeq names its product forkhead box A1 (gene FOXA1). Lineage: Eukaryota; Metazoa; Chordata; Mammalia; Eulipotyphla; Soricidae. The coding region runs from base 51 to 1463 and encodes 470 amino acids. The record is from RefSeq and is a predicted model, not a curated record. The transcript is spliced from 2 exons. Gene Ontology annotation, molecular function: DNA-binding transcription factor activity, RNA polymerase II-specific; protein domain specific binding; RNA polymerase II cis-regulatory region sequence-specific DNA binding. Gene Ontology annotation, biological process: anatomical structure morphogenesis; regulation of transcription by RNA polymerase II; cell differentiation.
GCUUCGCCCGCCCGGGGCUGGAUGGUUGCAGCGGGCAGGGUGACUCCAGGAUGUUAGGGACUGUGAAGAUGGAAGGGCAUGAAAGCAGCGAGUGGAACAGCUAUUACGCGGACACACAGGAGGCCUACUCCUCGGUCCCCGUGAGCAACAUGAAUUCGGGCCUAGGCUCCAUGAACUCCAUGAACACCUACAUGACCAUGAACACCAUGACCACCAGCGGCAACAUGACGCCGGCCUCGUUCAACAUGUCCUACGCCAACCCGGGCCUGGGGGCCGGCCUGAGCCCCGGCGCUGUGGCCGGCAUGCCGGGGGGCUCGGCGGGCGCGAUGAACAGCAUGACAGCGGCGGGGGUGACGGCCAUGGGGACCGCCCUGAGCCCGGGCGGCAUGGGCGCGAUGGGCGCGCAGCCCGCCGGCUCCAUGAACGGCCUGAGCCCCUACGCGGCUGCCAUGAACCCCUGCAUGAGCCCCAUGGCGUACGCGCCGUCCAACCUGGGCCGCAGCCGGGCCGGGGGCGGCGGCGACGCCAAGACCUUCAAGCGAAGCUACCCGCACGCCAAGCCGCCCUACUCGUACAUCUCGCUCAUCACCAUGGCCAUCCAGCAGGCGCCCAGCAAGAUGCUCACCCUGAGCGAGAUCUACCAGUGGAUCAUGGACCUCUUCCCCUACUACCGGCAGAACCAGCAGCGCUGGCAGAACUCCAUCCGCCACUCGCUGUCCUUCAACGACUGCUUCGUCAAAGUGGCGCGCUCCCCGGACAAGCCGGGCAAGGGCUCCUACUGGACUCUGCACCCCGACUCGGGCAACAUGUUCGAGAACGGCUGCUACCUGCGCCGCCAGAAGCGCUUCAAGUGCGAGAAGCAGCCGGGGGCUGGCAACGGGAGCGGGGGCGCGGGCGGCAGCACCAAGGGGGGCCCCGAGAGCCGCAAGGACCCCUCGAGCGCCAACCCCAGCGCCGACUCGCCCCUCCACCGGAGCGUGCACGGGAAGGCCGGCCAGCUAGAGGGCGCGCCGGCCCCCGGGCCCGCCGCCAGCCCCCAGACUCUGGACCACAGUGGGGCGACGGCGACAGGGGGCGCCUCGGAGUUGAAGACACCCGCCUCCUCGGCAGCACCCCAGAUCAGCUCGGGCCCUGGGGCGCUGGUCUCCGUGCCCCCCUCGCACCCGGCGCACGGCUUGGCGCCUCACGAGUCCCAACUGCACCUCAAAGGGGAUCCCCACUACUCCUUUAACCAUCCCUUCUCCAUCAACAACCUCAUGUCCUCCUCGGAGCAGCAGCACAAGCUGGACUUCAAGGCCUACGAGCAGGCGCUGCAGUACUCGCCCUAUGGCGCCGCCGCCUUGCCCGCCAGCCUCCCGCUCGGCAGCGCCUCGGUGGCCACCAGGAGUCCUAUCGAGCCCUCAGCCCUGGAACCGGCCUACUACCAAGGUGUGUAUUCCAGACCUGUCCUAAACACUUCGUAGCUGCCCCAACACAGGGGGGUGUCGGCAUGGCCAAGAUAGCGGAAGAGAGAGAGAGGAAUCAACAAACAAAAACCCACACACCAAGCCGACAAAUAAUACAAUCCCAACUAUUUUUUAUUCCUUUUUCUUUUCUUUUUUUUUUGGGGGGGGGUGCACA